Anneissia japonica is the source of this 1350-nucleotide messenger RNA. RefSeq lists its product as uncharacterized. The coding region runs from base 1 to 1350 and encodes 449 amino acids. The transcript is spliced from 2 exons. The record is from RefSeq and is a predicted model, not a curated record. NCBI's taxonomy places the organism in Eukaryota, Metazoa, Echinodermata, Crinoidea, Comatulida, Comatulidae.
AUGUCUGUAAGAUCAAGACCUGUCUCAGUGCGGUCAUCACAGUCUGCAGCAUCAUCAUUGGAUUUAAAUGCUGCACAAGCUAGAGCUGAUUUGGCGGUGGCUAAAGCUAGGGCAGAAUUUAACAGAAGGAAAGCUGAAGAUAACAGAGCUAGGAUUGAAGCAGUAGUAGAAAUGGACAGGCUGCAGAUAGAGGAAGCGGUGGCUGCUGCCCAAAUACGAGCAGAUACAUUGGAAACGGAGUUGCAGCUGCUACAAAGUGAUAAUGAAUGCAGUGUACUAUCUGAGCUUCUAGUAGACGAACCAGACCAGAGAGUAGUAGAGUUUAGAAAUGAGGAGCCUGUUUUAAAUGUAGUCCAGGAAGAUACUGACACAAAACCUCCCGUUAUAUCACAACCAAGCCAUCCAAGCCAUAGUGAAAGUGCGUCCCAUUUAUUAACCGCAAAUGGUCUCAGUAUGAACAUGCCGAAACCUGAAAUUUCAACAUUUGAUGGAAACCAUCUUGAAUAUUGGAACUUCAUUAACGCGUUUGAAGUCAAUGUAGCAAACAAAGCCAUUGAUGAUAGAUCAAGAUUAACCUAUCUUAUACAAUUUUGCGUUGGGAAAGCAAGGAACAGUAUUGCCAAUUGCGUGCUGUUAGGAGGUUCAGAGGGUUAUGCUGAAGCCAAGCGUAUCUUAAAAGAGGAAUUCGGUCAGGCACAUGUCAUUGCAAAAGCUCAUCUGAGCAAGGUGUUGAAUCGUCCUCAAGUUAGGUCAAAUGAUGGUAAGGGACUAUGGGACCUAGCUAGAGACAUGCGCAGGUGCCAGACAGUUCUUUCCCAGAUGUGCUAUUCAGCUGAUAUGAAUAGCUCAGAAACUAUCUUAAGAAUUCAGCAGCUUUUACCAAUCCACCUGCAAACGAAGUGGGCAAAGAAAGCCUAUGCAAUGAUGGAGAAAUUAACCACACUCGACUUUAAGUGUAUGUCAUCAUUCGUCGAGGAGGCGGCCAAGUUAGCUAACAACAUGUAUGGCCAAAAUAUUGGAGGUUCGUAUCCCAAGAAUACACCUAAGUGGAAACCAAACAGCAAAGGGAUAACAAGCCUUACUACAACCACGAGGCGUCCGGAACUGCCAGAUGUGUACACCUUAGAAGUGAUACCUGCAAGUAAAAACGAUAUAAUGAAGCCAAAUUACCUGCGUAAUUGGCCAUAUCUGGAUAGAGUUAAGUUGAAACACAUUGAUGCUGAAAUAGGUCUUCUCAUUGGAAGCAACGUACCAAAGGCAUUAGAGCCGCUUGAAGUGAUUAACAGUGUCGGAAAAGGUCCGUAUGCCGUUAAGUCAAUAUUAGGUUGGUCCGUGCAUGGAAUCACAUAA